CCAUCACGGCUCGGUAGUGGGCACUUGCAAAAAUAAGCACAACAGAAUAACUAAAAUAAUACGUAAACUGGUGCUUUAUUUUUUAUUACCUAUUUUAGUUUACGAGCGGUCGUUGUCAAUGUCAAGGAGUCAGAAUUUUGUUAAAGUUAAAAAAUGUGGCGACUUUCUCAAUUUCUAUAUUCUACGUAAAUUAAAUUUAGUUUCAGAGUAGAAUAAAUACUGCUCAUGUAAUUAGGUAAAUUCAAACUUCACAUGAUGUUGGAAGACGAAUUAAAUUUGUUUAUAUCGAAUAUUUAUUCAUUUCUGUUUAACGUAGAAAAAGAAAUAUCGGGUUUACUUGUUAAAAAGCAUUCAGUUCAGUUGCAGACACAAGGUGAUUUCAGUUUUCCAAACAAAGUGAAAUCUUGGGUUGAAUUCUUAGAUGACAUUCACUUACAAAACGACGACGAAGGUCUGUUGAAAUGUUUACAAAAAGAUUCCGAAACUUUAUUACAAGCAUCGCAAAGUUGGACAUUACCAAUACGGAAGGUGACUGAAAUAAAAGAUCACCUUCAUAUAUUUUUGGACAGACAUAGAGCAAUAGAAGUUGGACUUUCUAGCUCGCUAACAAAUAAUGAGCGGAUUCUAGUUGGACUUAACGAGGGGAAUUGUUUGGUGGAAUCUGAUUCGAUCGAAAACACAACAUGCAUAACCUCUUUACGAAUGAACUACACGGCGGAGGUUAUUAAGAAUUUAUAUUCCAUUUACGAUAAACGCUUAGAAUUUAAGCCAAAAUUGCUUGUAACAUCAAAAUCUAGUGUGAAACUUGAUGACAGUAAAAUAAUUUUAUGUGGGACAGUACUAAAUUGUAAAACUGGGUCUAAGGAGACUACCAUCACUGCUGAUGACUUUAUUAGGCUCCGUCAAGAUGAAUUGACCCUUAUAGCUCAACACAAGUAUGGCGUGAGAGUGUCCACAGACUCAAAAUGGAAGGAGUUCAUUAGACAUCUUGGAGAAUCAGCUGUUGCCUUCGAACUGUUGCAGAUAAAGCCUUCAAGUCCUGUUAAAAUACAGUUUGAUGCAUCUAGUGGAUCUAGUAAAGGUGCAGCAUUCAUAUUGUACAACUGUGCUCGGCUGGAGACGAUAAUAAAAACGUUCAACGAACAUGUGAAUGAUGGCAGAUAUCCCACAUUGCCCAAGUUUGAAGACAUUGAUUUUUCACUACUUACUAAUGAGGAUGAAUGGUGCCUCAUUUUCAACUAUAUAUUGGGAUUUCCAUCUCUCCUGAGGAAUUGUGUGGAAAUUAAUGAAAGUAAAUGUGAUUUUCGGCCGCAUUUAUUGUGCAGUUUUCUCAGUUCUAUGGUCAGAGUUUUCAGUCAAUACUAUAGGAAAGUUCGGAUUUUAACUGAGGCGAGGAAGCAUCUUCUACCAGUCAUGUUUGCGCGAAUUUACAUGUUAAAAUCAUUAAACGACACAUUAAAAACUUGUUUAAGAUUAUUAAAUAUUAAAAGUGUUUCACAAAUGUAUUGGUACUUUCUUUUAUGA
Molecule: messenger RNA, 1524 nt
Organism: Zerene cesonia (dogface butterfly)
Lineage: Eukaryota; Metazoa; Arthropoda; Insecta; Lepidoptera; Pieridae
Product: DALR anticodon-binding domain-containing protein 3
Exons: 5
Coding region: 253-1524 (423 amino acids)
Biological process (GO): tRNA C3-cytosine methylation; arginyl-tRNA aminoacylation
Molecular function (GO): arginine-tRNA ligase activity; ATP binding; tRNA binding
Source: RefSeq, a predicted model, not a curated record